GGUGUGCUGCUACGAUAGCUCGUUAUUAUAAGAGCUCAUCUAUAGCUUUGUGGUUAGGUUGGCAGUAGGUUGUUUUCUUGAAAGCCGCCCGGGGUUCCCAAUCGUCGCCACUGCAAAAUCGGUUAUCACAGAGGCGCACCAGACGGACUAACGUUAUAGGUUACAGAUGGAAAAGCAGGACCAGUCCUAUAUGUUUGCCAGUCUGAAACGGCCUCACUCAGAACAGCUGCUGCAAGGCCUCCAGCUCUUGCGGCAGGAUCACGAACUAUGUGACAUUGUCCUGCGUGUGGGUGAUGCCAAGAUCCAUGCCCACAAAGUAGUGCUGGCCAGCAUCAGCCCUUACUUUAAGGCCAUGUUCACGGGUAACCUGUCAGAAAAGGAGACCUCCGAGGUGGAAUUCCAGUGCAUCGAUGAGACUGCUUUGCAGGCCAUUGUUGAGUAUGCAUACACUGGCACAGUGUUCAUCUCCCAGGAAACAGUGGAAUCUCUGCUACCGGCUGCCGACUUACUCCAGGUUAAGCUAGUACUUAAGGAGUGUUGCUCCUUCUUAGAAAGCCAGCUGGAUGCUGGAAACUGUAUAGGCAUCUCUCGCUUUGCAGAGACAUAUGGCUGUCAUGACCUGUGCCUGGCUGCAACUAAAUUCAUCUGUGAGAACUUUGAGGAAGUCUGUCUAACAGAGGAGUUUUUUGAACUGACAAGGGCUGAGUUGGACGAAAUUGUGUCCAAUGACUGCCUUAAGGUGGUCACAGAGGAGACUGUAUUUUACGCCCUGGAAUCGUGGAUCAAAUAUGAUGUAACUGAGAGACAGCAGCAUCUGGCUCAGCUGUUGCACUGUGUUCGUCUUCCACUCCUAAGCGUUAAAUUUCUCACUCGCCUAUAUGAAGCCAACCACCUCAUACGAGAUGACCACGCAUGCAAGCACCUGCUCAAUGAGGCCCUCAAAUAUCAUUUUAUGCCGGAGCAUCGGCUCUCCUAUCAGACUGUGUUGUCGGCACGGCCCAGAUGUGCCCCGAAGGUGCUGCUUGCGGUAGGAGGCAAGGCCGGACUCUUUGCAACAUUAGAAAGCAUAGAAAUGUAUUUCCCUCGGACAGAUUCAUGGAUAGGUCUGGCCCCUCUCGGUGUACCCCGUUAUGAAUUCGGAGUAGCAGUUCUGAACCACAAGGUUUAUGUGGUGGGAGGCAUCGCCACACACAUGAGACAGGGCAUUAGCUAUCGGAGACACGAGAGUACAGUGGAGAGCUGGGACCCCGAAAGCAACACCUGGUCCUCUGUGGAGCGUAUGGCUGAAUGCCGCAGCACACUCGGUGUGGUGGUCCUGGCGGGCGAGCUGUAUGCCCUUGGAGGAUAUGACGGCCAAUAUUACCUCCAGUCGGUGGAGAAAUAUGUCCCCAAGUUGAAGGAGUGGCAGCCUGUGGCACCCAUGACCAAGUCCCGCAGCUGCUUUGCCACCGCUGUGCUGGAUGGCAUGGUGUACGCCAUUGGAGGCUAUGGCCCAGCCCAUAUGAACAGUGUAGAGCGGUACGACACCAGCAAAGAUGCCUGGGAAAUGGUAGCCCCCAUGGCAGAUAAGAGGAUCAACUUUGGAGUAGGCGUCAUGCUCGGCUUCAUAUUUGUGGUGGGCGGACAUAAUGGAGUGUCACACCUGUCUAGCAUUGAGAGGUAUGAUCCACAUCAGAACCAGUGGACAGCCUGUCGACCAAUGAAUGAACCACGCACUGGUGUGGGAUCUGCCAUCGUGGACAACUACCUCUAUGUGGUAGGAGGUCACUCCGGAUCAUCCUACCUGAACACUGUCCAGCGCUACGACCCCAUCUCAGACAGCUGGUUGGACUCGAGCGGCAUGAUGUAUUGCCGUUGCAACUUUGGUCUGACUGCCCUUUGACCCAUGGCCCAGCCAGCUAGGAUCCAAUAAGAGAACUUAGACACAAAGACGUUUCUUUUUUGUUGUCUCCUCCUCCUACCCCACAUUCAUCCUCCAGGUGUAGAGGAGCACUGCACACCGUGAACACCAGGGGAGAGGGUGCCUACUGAGUGGAUGGAUAUGCCGGGCUAGCUGGCUGGCUAGAGGGGGACCACAGACAUGGCUGCAGAGAUGAGAAAGAGCUGCAAAGUUGUGCGGAACAGACAGGAAGACCAUUAGGCAGCUGUUGUCACUGGCACGAGGAGAUGACCGCUCUACUGCUGCUGGACCACAAUGAGAACUCUGAGCCAUUUCCCCAGAGGAUUGUGGGAGAAAACUUGUCACUUUUGGUUCAAAAUUCUGUUAUGUUAGCAGAUUUUUUUUCUUCUUUUCCUUAAUGCCAUUAAUUGUGUUUAAAACGCAAAUCUUUUUUUUUUAAAUUUUUUUUAUAUUAUUUUCCCUGCUGCAGCUGGAACCAUGUGUUCAGAUUUUGUAGAACACCGCUGGUUGGCUGGUGUUUUUUUUAUGAAUAUGUGGUUGUUGGCCAUGUAGUGUGUAUGUCUGUGUGUAUGCUCAAGAGGCCCAUGCAUGUCAGAUAGGAUUGUUUGUUUUGUUAACGUGUCUGGGUGCAGAGCUGAUGCUUGACUCGACGACGCAAGAGUUCUGCAUCAAAAUCAGUGCUUCACAAAAAAGAGAAGUUGUAAUCUUUAUAUUUUCAAAAGGGCUGCCUUUUUCUCUCGUAAAUAGUCUAAAUAAAAUAUAUGGAAUAUAUUCUCUAGUGCAUUGCCUGUAAAAUGUCUUUCUGCACUGGGUCACUAGUGUGCGUGCGGAUGUGUGUGUAGUUUGAUUCUGAGGUUCAUUGUAGAGCUGAGUGACAAAUUCUCCUAAGAGUGUUUAUCACUUAGUUUCUGCUUCAUCCUCGGAGUCAUUUAAAAAAAAAAUUAAAUCUCCAUCUUCUUGCUUCUGAUACAUCUUCCAAAGGUCAGGUCGUGCACUUGCUACUCUUUAGUUGAAAUUGACCAUGGCCCUUUUUUCACCCUUUGGUCUGUACAGUAUACCAACUGGUGCUAUAUUUAGGAUUCAGGAUUCAGCUGUUUGUUUGUGUUGCCUCACACAAUUAGGUCAAGCUCUGUUACUUACUACUGCGUAAGCUGGUAGUUAGUAGUCUCAUUUGAAUGCGUAUAAUUGAAGGGGCCCCCAACCAUGCAAUAAAGUAAAUUCCUACUGCAAUGGAAGCCUGUGGUUGGAAAACUGCAAACUUCUGUCCUCAUAAAUAUCUAAAAGGUCUGACAGUUAGCACUGUUUGAUUUUUCCUUUUAAAAUAUAUCCUAGUUAGCAUUCCGCUUCCUUACAUUGUCCCUGUUACUGGAUCUGAGCAUGCUUGGUCAUUGUCUCCAUACCUGUUGGCUAUGAACAUGACUUUUUCUGCCUGUGAUUGGGUCAAAGUCUCCUCUUUUCACUCACCAACUCCCUACCAAACGUGAUUCUCAUGUAGCCACAGGUUUGAGGUAAUCCAUUCACAACUUCAUGUGAAGUGCCAAAACAUGAACUUUUUUUUUUGCAUCUUUCCCACCUCCUGUGCUACAAACCGCUUCCUUGUGUGCCACAAUUAAAACAUUAUCUUCCUGUCCUUAUUGCCAAUGUAUUAGCAUGAUAUUCUUCUAUGCUGUCCUAUGGAGAUGGGAUGAUAAAGCACCAAGAGCUGUGCCAGCCAACUUGGGCCAUGUUUCCACUGUCACCAGUCCUGUGUUCUGGGAGAGAGACCUGAGUGCUCCCCAGGCUCUGCAGCCUUGGGUUAGGCUAAAGGAUAGGUCAAGCAGUGCACAGCAAUAGAGGGCACUAGACAAGGGAAGGAUAGGUGUGGUGUGUCUUGUUGAGUCACUUUAUGUUCUAGUUUGAGUUGCUUUGUGCACUGAUGUUUGCACAUAAGUGGAAACUUUAACCAAGCUCUGCAUUGCACUUACAAACUAUUUGAUACAUAUUGUAAUUUGUACAUAUGCUUUAAUUUAGGAUAAUGGCAUUUAGAUGAUGCAAUAAGACUUCUGUUCUCUCUCUUUCUGUGUGUGUAUGUUUUUGUCUCUUUAAAAGACAAGGCAUCUCAUAUUGCUGUAACAGAACAUGGCAUGUUUGUUGAUUCACACUGUUGGCUGGCAAUAUUGACAUCUAAUGAAACAUCAAAUGGGACCAUUGACUUAGCCUCAUCCUACAGCGCAUUUUAUGUUGUCAUUUUGUUGUGCAGGGGUCAUUUGUGCAAGGCAUAUGUUUAUUGAGGCAGAUUCAGAUGGAUUUCUCACAAUCAUUACAUUAAUUAUGAUAAAAGGCCAAAUUUGAGGUAAACACUUUUAUUUUUAAAUUUUAUUUUUUAUUAUUAUAAUUUCUGCCACUUUCACCACAAGUCUUGUAAACGUUAAACAGGAUGUUUGCUCGUCCACUUGUACUCCAAACUUCAUGUGUUUGUGAAAUGAUUAGGGAAACCAUUACUACAGAUGGGGACUUUUUAUGUUUGCCUUGCAAAUUGGUGAUACAUUUAAUUAGUUGCAUCACUAUAUAGAGUACUUUCCUUUACUUUUAAAAGUAAGGCAUAAGCAAGCAAAGCGUAUUUCUGCAAAUAUUUAAUUUUAUUUUAGAAAGAUGUGAAAGACUUUUUGUAUUUAUAAUUUGUAUUUAUGUUGUGUAACCUGAUUUUGUUUGCUAAUUGUUUUGUACUAGAUUUUGUUGGUCACUUAACAGCCAUGGCACAAAUCACGCAGGCGUAAUUAUGUGCUACAGCCAUGAUUCCUCUAGCAUCUAUGUUAUGUAAAGUCUCAUGAUUUCUGAGGUGUAUAUUAAUUGCUUUAAUCCAUUUGAGAGAUGAAGAAAAUCUGCAAACGUUAAUCUGCAAAAAGAAGGGAUGUUAAAAUUGAGUUUGUAUGUAUUUUCAUUAUGGCCUAACCAAUGUCAUGUUUUUGCCACCACUCUCACCAAAGUGCUUGUUCAAAGAAAGCAGUUGGAUGACUAACACCUGGGUCUGCAAUGGACUGCCACUGUUUGUGUCUGAAUGAAAAAUUCUUUGAAACUGAUGUCAACGUUAAGCAAAUGACCACUCUGCUUCUUUUACAUUUCCCAUCGUGUGGCUGGAGUAAAGGUGAUGAUGAUCUUGAAUUUUCUAUCCUGUGGAUUAAUACUGGAAGUACAAGAUAACCUUAGGUGUAGAAACAGUAGCUUUUCACAUUUUGUCAUGUUUUGAUUGAAGACAUUUUAGUCUGUUUGUGUGGUGCAGUUGUACCCAGUUUAAAAUAAAUGCCUGCCUUAAAAGGUA
Messenger RNA from Etheostoma cragini (Arkansas darter), 5198 nucleotides. RefSeq names its product kelch-like protein 28. Gene Ontology annotation, molecular function: protein binding. Lineage: Eukaryota; Metazoa; Chordata; Actinopteri; Perciformes; Percidae. The record is from RefSeq and is a predicted model, not a curated record. The transcript has 6 exons. The coding region runs from base 167 to 1882 and encodes 571 amino acids.